Glycine soja is the source of this 1810-nucleotide messenger RNA. RefSeq names its product protein SLOW GREEN 1, chloroplastic-like. Gene Ontology annotation, molecular function: protein binding. The transcript has 4 exons. NCBI's taxonomy places the organism in Eukaryota, Viridiplantae, Streptophyta, Magnoliopsida, Fabales, Fabaceae. The record is from RefSeq and is a predicted model, not a curated record. The coding region runs from base 372 to 1442 and encodes 356 amino acids.
UAAGAACAAGUCAAGAUGAUACAAUCAAUCCCUCCUCUUGCCUCAAAGAUCUUACCAUUUCUGAAAAUUAGGGUUCCAAUUUAGAAAGUGUAAAGUGAGGCUGAACGCACUUCUUAAGUCUUGUUGCCUAUUUUGAAGGGGAUACUUCACUUCUUCUUUGCUCCGUUAGCUUCCUUCAACAAUAAUGGAACAUUUAUUUAAACUGGAAAAAAAAAUAAUCUAGAGGUUUUAGAUUUCUACCCAAUAGUUUUUUAUUUUUGGGAAGGAGGGGAGUGGGGAUAAAGGAAAACGGGGUGUCCUUGCCUCCUUGGUCACAAACGCCGACGACCACCGGCGAGUAUUUUCCCGGCUAGAACAUCGACGACAUCAACAUGGCUUCGACUUCAAUCACUACCUUGUCCAUCUACUCUCACUCCCAACCAAAGUUCCUCAAUCUGCUUCAACACCCCCUCAUUCACACCCGCAACAAAAGCACAUCAAUUACGUUUAAGCCAGCGAUAGUUCGCGCCACCCUUUUCUCUACACUCACUUGUUCUCACACCCCUUCCACACCCUCUUCAAAUUUACCACCGGGAAGGGCUUUAACCAAGUUCCUCUCAGAAAAGGUAGCAUUUUUCCUCAUUGGGUCGUUUCUCUUAUCGGGUUGCUUCAGCAAAAGGCCUGCAUUCGCAGAAACAGCUCCUUCCGUGGGUUCUGGAGCAGUGUUGGAGGAGAAAAUGAAUCCCACUGAAGAGAAAAACGAGGAAGAGAAAAGUGAGGAAGAGGUGGAGGAAAUGUGGGAGGGCAUUUUGGAGAAGGAUCCGAAAAACGUUGAGGCUCUGAAGGUGGUUUUGUAUGGGAAGAUUAGGAGAGGGAAAUCGAAGGAGGCUGUGAAGGUUGUGGAGGAUUUGAUUGCUGCGGAGCCGAAUGAGGUGGAGUGGAGGCUCUUGCUUGCACUUUGUUAUGAGACUAUGGGGCAGUUGAGUAAGGCUAAAAGAUUGUUCAGGGAAAUCUUGAAGAAGAGGCCUCUUCUAGUCAGAGCUCUUCAUGGUUUGGCUAUGGCAAUGCACAAAAACCAUGAAGGUCCUGCUGUAUUUGAAAUGCUAAAUAAUGCUCAAGAGUUAGCUUCUCGCGAAAACAGAGUUACCGAGGAGAGAAAUAUAAGAAUCUUAAUUGCGCAAAUGCAUGUUGUCCAGGGUAAUUUGGAGGAGGGCUUGAAAAGAUUUCAAGAAUUGAUUGAUCAAAAUCGUCGAGAUUUUAGGCCUUAUAUUUGCCAGGGAAUAAUAUACAGUCUCCUGGGUAAAAAUGAGGAAGCGGCACAGCAGUUUGAAACAUAUCAAACUCUUGUGCCUGAAGAAUUUCCUCAGAGACGAUUCCUCGAUGAUGUUGCCAUAGCAGCAAAAAGAUCAUCCCUGGAACAGUUUAAGAAGGAAUUCAGAGAUCAAUUUUCUUAUCGGAAAUAGAGAUAAUAUAGGACGUUUUCUUAUUUGCUGUCUUGGCAAUAAUCAUCAGUGCAAUUCAGUAGCAGGCUCUUGUAGAAGCAAAAAGCUAGACAACUUUCAUGAUGAACUACAAUGUAAUGUAUACCACAGUUUUGUUUUUUGUAUUUUUUUUCCCCUGGGCUUAUAGCACAUGGUUUGGAUAGGAUUUUCUUGUUUUACUUUGGUUAGAUCAUGUAUUUCAAUCCUUAAAUAUGGUCCUUUAUUUUGGAAUAACCUUUUUUGUUCUCUUUUUAGUGUGUUAGGGACUUGCAGGGUAAGUUCAUUGUGGAUCGACACCUAUCAAAUGUUUAAUCUUCCUAUCCGAUCUGAUGAUAGAAGUGUUAACAUCA